Molecule: messenger RNA, 996 nt
Organism: Vitrella brassicaformis
Lineage: Eukaryota; Vitrellaceae
Source: the annotation of a GenBank genome assembly
CUAGUGUGCACAGGUCUCGCCCAGCUGCUCCUUCAGAUGCCGUACAGCCUCCCUGUCGCCGUCCACCCGGUCCUUGCCGCCGGUCAGCAGCAGGAUGUCCAUGCCGCCCGAGAGGAUGCUACUGACAGUGGUAAAGUGCUGCUUGGUGAUGGAUGAGGCUCCGUCCUUGUCGACAAACUGGAAGAUGUCCGAGAAGGACCGCUCCAGCCGCAUGUUCUCCUGCUCAUUCCCCACCGGCAGGCCUCGCACGCAGCGGAGCAUGACACACUCCAUCUCGUCGGCACUGGCGAGUCGGUCUCCCUCGCGGCCGACGUUGAGCAGACGGAGCGACGCUGCCGAAGAAUACACCCUGCAAGACAGAUAUGCAGGAAUGAGAUCGUGUGUGUCAAUCCAUCCGCCUCCUCGUACCGUCAUCGUAGAGCAGCUCCUCGCGAUUCUUGCCAAACAGCUUCAGGAGCAUCGUCAGCCUGCCAUGGCACCCUCGAAGAAGGCGCGGCCCAGCUGCUCCUUCAGAUGCCGUACAGCCUUCAUGUCGUCCUCCAGCUGGUCCUCGCCGCCGGUCAGCAGCACGAUGUGCAUGCCGCCCUUGCCCUUGAGGAUGCCGUCCAUGGUGUCGAACAGCUGCCGGCUGAUGCAGAAUGCCCCGUCCUUGUCGACAAACUGGAAGAUGUCGUGGAUAGGACGGCCGCGCUUCCGCUGCAGCAUGUCGACGAAGUCGCCACCGGGAUCCAGACGCUGCCCGUGUCUGUCCUUGAGGCCUCGCACCAGAUUCGACUGCAACCAUCGUGCUUUCUUCGGGCCGACCAGCCGGUCGCCUGCUCCUGCGGUGUUCUCGAUGCACACAGACGUGGCCUUCUUGAUGACACACCCUGCAACACAUCAGACAGACGGGCAUCACUUGACGCGGUUGAAUGGCGGCAUUCUGGUCCGUAUUUCUGCCUCGACGUGCAUCCUAUCUAAAAUCGUACCAUCUCGAUGGAAGCGACGGUCCGUCAU